Notodromas monacha is the source of this 1638-nucleotide messenger RNA. The record is from the annotation of a GenBank genome assembly. NCBI's taxonomy places the organism in Eukaryota, Metazoa, Arthropoda, Ostracoda, Podocopida, Cyprididae.
AUGGUUGCUUGUGCCACAAAGGCCGCAAGACGUCCUACCAAUGGACAUAUUGGCAUCAACGGCUUUAAAACGCAUAUACGAUAUCCUUCUGCAGAUGUAUCCUUCGCUGCCCUUACCACUCCAGUCGAAAACAAGAAAUUCGAUUUUCAAGAUGACAGGGAGAGCCGUGAACAAGUUUCAUUAUCGGCUGCGUUUCUGACCUACUUCUCCUAUGGUUUACUCACAGUUGUUGGUUAUGUGCUGGAAGGAUUGGCAAAGCUCGGUAUUGGUGGACAUGGGCUUAUGCGUGACCCGAGGGUAAAAGAAGGCAUUGCUCCCUUGUACGCCAAUUUCGAGAGCUUCUUCACGCGUCACAUUUAUCGGAGAAUCCGAGACUGUUGGAAUCGACCAAUUUGCUCAGUUCCAGGAUGCAAAGUAUUGCUUAAGGAUCGCUACACGCCGGACAACGGAUGGACGUUCAAUUUCACCGGAACAACGACGGAAUGCAUAAAUAUGGGUUCUUACAAUUAUUUGGGUUUUGCCGAAAAUGUGGGCCCCUGCUGCCGAGCUGCCGCUGAGGCAAUUCGCACUGAAGGCUUGACAUUGGCCUCUUCCAUCAGUGAAUUGGGUGUUGGUCGUGCCGUCCGUGAAUUGGAAAUCCUGGUUGCCGAGUUCCUUGGGCUGGAUGAUGCCUUGGUCUUUGGCAUGGGAUUUGCCACGAAUUCCCUGAAUCUGCCUGCGCUUGUUUCGAAGGGGUGCCUGAUAAUUUCGGACCAAUGGAACCACGCGUCGUUGAUAUUGGGCAGUCGGCUUUCCGGUGCAUCAAUUCGAGUUUUUCAGCACAACAAUAUGGCAUCUUUGGAGCAAGUCCUCAAAGAUUCAAUUAUUCAGGGGCAACCCAGAACGAAGCGUCCAUGGAAGAAGAUCCUCAUUGUUGUUGAAGGAAUUUAUUCCAUGGAGGGCACAAUAGUCAAUCUGCCUGGAAUCAUCGAACUAAAGAAACGGUACAAAGCGUAUCUUUAUCUUGAUGAAGCUCAUAGUAUUGGCGCGAUUGGACCCAGAGGAAGAGGUAUUACCGACUAUUUCGGAAUCGAUCCCAAGGAGGUUGACAUAAUGAUGGGAACCUUCACGAAAAGCUUUGGAUCUGCCGGUGGAUAUAUUGCUGGGAAGAAAAGCAUCGUACAAUAUCUGCGGUCAAAUUCGCAUGCUACAAGCUAUGCUGCUGCCAUGAGUCCGCCUGUGGCACAACAAAUCAUUAGUUCUAUGCGUAUCAUUAUGGGGAAGGACGGAGACGGUGAAGGAUUAGCUCGCAUCAAAGCUUUGGCAGCAAAUUCACGGUACUUCAGGCGACGACUGACGCAGCUGGGAUUUAUUGUCUAUGGACACGACGAUUCACCAGUUGUUCCUUUGAUUCUGUAUCAACCUGCAAAAAUCGCAGAAUUCGUGAGAUUGAUGACAAAGAAAGGAGUGGCUGUUGUUGGUGUAGGUUUCCCUGCCACGCCGCUCAUCGAGUCCAGAGCCAGAUUUUGUUUGAGUGCUGGGCACACGCGAGAAAUGUUGGACACCGUCUUGGAAGCCACCGAUGCAAUUGGAGACAAGUUACUGAUUAAAUAUUCUAUGAAGCCCGGCUCGAAAAAGGCAAUCAAGUAUGAGCUUUGA